AUGAGUCUCGUCGAGCGGAAUAUGUCCACCCGGAGACGCAGAGACACAUUUCCAACCAUCCGCGCGGCAGGGAAGCUCGUUCCAGUUGGAGACAGAACUAAGUCUUGUCUGCAGGAAAUUACACCAAGGCCUGUAACUCCACCUGUGGUGAGGAAGUUUGUCAGUUCUGCUCGGCCACCCGUCGGCACAGUUCGGGUCUUCCAUGGAAAAGCAGAUGACCCUGACAUCGCCAGCGCUCUAGUCCAUGGUGUGAAGACCAAAUCAUCCAUUAAUGCUGGAUCAGUGAUUAACCCCGCACCGAAAACACGCUUCCAAGAGAGGCUGCGUCAGUGUCAAGAGAUCACCUAUGCCACCAGUCAGAAAGCACCUCUUGGAAGGUCACAAGUUCAAGGCCCUGGUUUACCAAGCUGGCUUGACCCUGAGAAAACGGCUUUUGGUGUCACAACGCUCCAGUUUUCUAAUGGUGGUGAGGUGAUCAAUCCACCUAAAAGCGCACAGCAGGUGCAGAAGGAAGCGGACGAGGGACAUCGGCUCUACAUCCGCUCACACGGCUCAUAUUCAGUAGGUGAGCGUUUGGACAGAAAGUACAAUUGGAGUCGCUAUGGGAGAGAAAGUAGGUUUGGUGUCCCGACGCCUCAUCACAAUGAUGGGAGAAACACCUCCAAAUCUCUCCACUGGCCCAGUGACACACUAAUGCACAACAGCGCAAAAUUAUCUUCGAAGCGCUGCGACGACUUCAGAGAGAAGACUCAGCCACAAACAGGCAAAGUUCAUGAUCCAAUUGCGGAGACAUUAAACGUUCCCAGUGAUCACACAUUCGGAGUCUUGAUGAAACCUGACAGCUUUGGUGUAGGAGAUCUUCUGCAUCAAACUCCACCUGGAAAGUACCUGAAAGGUAAAGACAGACAGCGAUCGCUGGUCAGCGCUGUUCGCCAGCAUCUCAAGAAGUCCAACUACCAGAACUUCAGCUCAUUACUUAAAGCAUUCAGAUACUACGACAAGAAGGGUCAAGGGAAAAUCGAUAAGGAGGAUCUGAAGGAUGUUUGCCAGCAGUUUAACAUGAUCAUCAGUGACCCGGUGCUCGAUGAGCUCAUGGAUUACUGUGAUGCUGAUAAAGACGGACUGAUCGAUUUCAUGGAGUUCUCCAAUUUUCUCAACUGGAAAGACAAAAUGCCAAUCAACAGGGUGGAGCAGAAAAUCCUCACAGGAGAGCGCAUGGCCUGGUCAGCCCCGGCCAACAUGCAGCGAGCCGACCUCCAGACAGCCGGCGCCAUCAAGCCUCUGAUCAGACCUGAAGAUCUGGAAGCUGUUGAGCUGGGAAACACCAGGAAGACCCCAAAAACCCUGUCCAGACCCAGAAGUGUGCAGGACCGCUUCAUCACCUCGUCCUCUCUCAUCAAUGCUGUCGUAGGGGGUUCUUCCCCUGCCGAUUAUCAUAUAUACGGAGUACCAUCAGUACGGACCGAUCUACCCGCUCCUCGUAUCAAACGCAUCGGUGACCGGACGAACUACGGAGACGAAUCGACAGCACGUGAUCUGCUGCACCCCCCUCUGCAUUCCCUCUACGGAGUCCAUGAAGAAGAGUUUUUAAGCCCUCGCACUAAAGACCAGAUUGCAGAGAUUUUCCAAAAAGUGGGUCUCAACGUUGCGGAGGAGACAUUUGAGGAGGCCUGGAAGUUGGCGUCCAUGAGAGAUCCUGUUGGUGACGUUUGUGUGGAGAGCUUUCGAAAUGUUCUCAGUGAACUACAGGCUAAUUAAAGUAUUUCAAGU
Molecule: messenger RNA, 1770 nt
Organism: Rhinichthys klamathensis goyatoka
Lineage: Eukaryota; Metazoa; Chordata; Actinopteri; Cypriniformes; Leuciscidae
Gene: efhb
Product: EF-hand domain family, member B
Exons: 13
Coding region: 1-1758 (585 amino acids)
Molecular function (GO): calcium ion binding
Source: RefSeq, a predicted model, not a curated record